CGGUAUACAUUAACGACCGCGGAACGCUUCGAACCUGUGUUUUAUUCACUAUAGGUUGACUAUAGUCGGUCAGACGAAAAUAAAUGAAGUAUAGUGUGGGUGCCGCAUGCCGGUAGUAUAGAAGCGAAAGCCCAGACCGCUUCUCGUUUGCAUUACGCAACGAUCUAUAAUAAUAAUAUAAUAUAUCAUAAGUAAAAUACAGUCAUUGACAAUAAGACCGGUUUUGGCGCCUAUUUUUGCUUCUAUUGUGGCCGGUCAUUAAGAUUACCGACGUGUGAGUGUAAAAUUAAUACGACUAUGUUAGUUCAGCUGCGAUAACAAAAGGCAGACGACGUGUUUUGAAAUUUCGAAUUUGAAAACCGCUUUUUACAAGAAAAGUUCGAGUUUUAAAUUUGACAGUUCCAUUUUGAGGUUGACAAUUGUAGUGUUGUGAAAGUGUUUAGAAGAGUAAGGUUUCGGAAGUUCGGUUGAUAUUCGGUGGCCGACAUUCUUAUCAGUUUCACGCUACAGUGAUAGAGUUUUGUGAAAGUAUAACACGGGUAAGAUAUUUUAAGUGCAGUUAUCUAUAAAGUGUUUUGAAAUCGAUAUCGCUAAUUCGGUUAAUGAAUAAAACAUAGAGGAAGGAACACGCUACGCCCAGUAUGCUAGUUCAAUUCGCCAGUUAAAUAGUAUUAAUUGUGCGUGUAAUUUGAAAGUGAACUGUUUGCAUUGAAAUCAUCAGUGAUUAGUUUUCUGCGGCAAACGGUUAAGCGGUGCAACUUCGAAGGCGCCGUAAUCAGAAGGAUACGUCAACGUCUGCGCGGCGGUGUGCCUGCUAUUGUUGGUUUGCGGGCUGUCACCGAGGUCGUCGGCGGCGCCUCAUAGAAGACGAGCCAGCAUGGACCGGGAACGACGCGACGCAGAUGGAGAGAACAGUCUGUGGGCUAACCCCUGCGAUUAUAAUGACUCUCAAUCAAAACCAGUCAUCCCGCAAACUCAUGCAAGGGAGGUCGCGAUGAAGCUCGUCGUGCAAGCAAAAAGCACUUACUCAAAAACUGCGAAGUACAAGGAGGAAUUUGCACUGAAACUUCAUAGUUACCCAAGUUUUGAUGCACUUCUUACCUCGUGGCGUAAUCAAGAGUUUCUCAAAGCUUAUUCCUGGCUACCUGAAGAAGGACUUCCCAAGGAAAAGGUCCUAAACGAAACAAUGUCAGAUGAAUAUAUGACAGAGUUGAUGCCAAAAAUAGAUGAAGUGCUGCCGGGGAUGUAUAAGGGGCUGAAGAUGAUUGUGGCUGGUUUGUACGCGUUUACAACGGAGGAGCUAAAUGCAGGCCUCAUAUCUGACGAGCCACUGAGAGAUAACCUCACUCGGACCAUGCAUGAUUCGCGAGCUGUGCUCUGUUAUUUUAAUGACAUCAUGAACAUUCGCAAUCUUAAAAUCUUGAAACUAUCGGACUCUGAAAUCCCCACGGACUUCGGCAACAACAUGGGCGUCCUUCUAUACAGAGACACCAUGAACUUCUUGCAGUAUCUUGAGCAGGUGUUUAGAAAGCUGUACGACAUGGAUUCUUGAACACAGCGGGUAUCAACAAGAGUUUCACAACGCGACUUGAGGAGAAACUGCAACCCAUGUCACUUUUGGCAGUCUACUUAAUCUUGGUGUUUGCACCGCAUAGCGAAGCGCAGUAUUCUUCAGUAUAGUUAGCCCCAAGAAAAAAAAAACUCUUUCUAGUAGAAUUAUUUGUAUCUUUUGGCUGUUAUAUAGCGAAUUAAUGUAUAGAAAAAAAAAACUGUCUUUGCCAUUACAUUGCCAUUUUGGUCUAGAACGAAUUAGUUCCUUUUUGUAAAUAGUGACGAAUUUAAAAUGUAUUAUUUAUUGUCUGCUGAUUAACAUUCUAAAUUUCCCGAUUAUCCUAGUCAAGGUCUUAUUUAUUUCUCGCUUAACUCCACUUUAGUUUCAAUUUCUUUAUUAUUUGUAUUAUUUAAUUUAGAUUUUAGUAUUAGACUUCAUUCCAGCACUUGGACUAUGUUGAUGAAAUUGUUGAGUCGGAAUAUGAAUGCGUUAAACGAUGUAUCAGAACAGUUCUUGUCUGCUGUUGUCGAUAUUAAUUAAUCCAUAUUAGACAUGGUAGCUUGAGGCUGAGACGAAUAAUUUUAAUUGUACAUUAUAUUCCUACUUUCCUUAGUAUUACUUGACUCUUUGUUAACUAUUUAUAUGUUACAGAAAUCCAAUGAAAUAUGACUAGCUUUAAUAGAGCUGUUAAUUAUAUUAUUGUAAAAAUACAGAGCCAGUGUAUUUAUAACUUAAUCAUUAUUUGUAUAGUUCAAAUAGUACCUAUUUAUAACUGAAGCACAAACAUAGCUUCUAUGUUUGUGAAAUUAAAUUAUUAUUACAUUUAUUUCAACGA
Molecule: messenger RNA, 2387 nt
Organism: Trichoplusia ni (cabbage looper)
Lineage: Eukaryota; Metazoa; Arthropoda; Insecta; Lepidoptera; Noctuidae
Exons: 7
Coding region: 878-1552 (224 amino acids)
Source: RefSeq, a predicted model, not a curated record